AUGGCAAAAAGUCACAGGACAGACGUCCAGAUUCCUCCAUCUGAGAGAUGCUGCUGCUGCUGCUGCUGUCCCUGCUGUGGGCAGGUGAGUGGGCCAAGAGGAGAGGAGGUUGGCAGAGCAGGGGCUGUAUCUGACCAUCAUUUCCCACCAUGGACCCUGGCACAGGAUGACAGAUACCAGUUGGAAGUGCAGGAAUCCGUGACGGUGCAGGAGGGCCUGUGCGUCUCUGUGCCCUGCGUCUUCUCCUAUCCCAGGAAGAAAAGGACUUACGCUGCCCCAGUUCAUGGCUACUGGUUCUGGGAAGGGGCUGACACAUUCAAGGAUGCUCUAGUGGCCACAAACAACCCAGAGAGUAAAGUACAGAAGGAGACCCAGGGCCGAUUCCACCUCCUCGGGGACCCCCGGACCAACAACUGCUCGCUGGACAUCAGAGACGCCAGGAGGAGGGACGAUGGAAAAUACAUUUUUCGGGUGGAGAGGGGAAGUAUGAAAUGGACUUACAAAUCUAACUCUCUCUCUCUGCAUGUGACAGCCCUGACCCACACACCUGACAUCCUCAUCUCGGGGACCCUGGAGUCUGGCCACCCCAAGAACCUGAUGUGCUUUGUACCCUGGGCCUGUGAGAGGGGUACGCCCCCCAUCUUCUCCUGGACAACAGCAGCCCUCACCUCCCUGGGCCCCAGGACACAACUCUCCUCAGUGCUCACCCUCACCCCCCGGCCCCAGGACCAUGGCACCAACCUCACAUGUCAAGUGAAGUUCCCUGCAGCUGGUGUGACUGUGGAAAGGACCAUCCAGCUCAACGUCACCUGGGAACCUGGGACCAUGACUGGUGUGAUUCAGGGAGCCAUUGGGGGAGCUGGUGUCACUGUUUUUCUCUUUCUCUGCCUUGGCCUCAUCUUCUUCAUAGUGAAGACCUGCAGGAAAAAAGCAGCCAGGACAGCAGUGUACGUGAAUGACAUCCACCCUGCCAUUGGACGAGCUUCCCUGAGUCACCAAUGUGAGUCCAAGUUAGACAGAGCCACUGACUCGACCACCUCUGCAGGGACCUCCUCUCCCUUGGGGAUGGAGCCAGAGCUACAUUAUGCCUCCUUCAGCUUUCACAGGAUAAAUCCUCAGGAGGGCACCUAGAGGACCCAUUGAGCAGUCAACGGGAGCAUCAGUCUCAGCCAGAGCAUCCACAUCCCCUACAGGAAGGGGGCCCAAAGGAUGAACACUGGAGACUUUCCAUCCCCAUAGGCAAUGAGCUUAUAAGCUAUUAUUUGUGAGUUUCCUGCUAUACUGGAACUAUAUUAGGCUUUUCAAUCAGAAAGAUGAGGGAUCAAAUAUAUGGCCUUUUAUUUAUUAAGAAUAUAACAUCAUACAAGCCACCUUACCCUUCCAUGUCUCAGUUUCCUGCCUUGUGAAAUGGACAUAAGAAGUCCUACCUCACAGGUUUG
Equus quagga is the source of this 1439-nucleotide messenger RNA. RefSeq names its product myeloid cell surface antigen CD33-like. Gene Ontology annotation, molecular function: sialic acid binding. The record is from RefSeq and is a predicted model, not a curated record. Lineage: Eukaryota; Metazoa; Chordata; Mammalia; Perissodactyla; Equidae. The coding region runs from base 1 to 1131 and encodes 376 amino acids. Gene Ontology annotation, cellular component: plasma membrane. The transcript is spliced from 6 exons. Gene Ontology annotation, biological process: cell adhesion.